Messenger RNA from Anarrhichthys ocellatus (wolf-eel), 4246 nucleotides. It is a transcript of the gene kcng4b, whose product is annotated as potassium voltage-gated channel, subfamily G, member 4b. Gene Ontology annotation, molecular function: protein binding; delayed rectifier potassium channel activity. The transcript has 3 exons. Lineage: Eukaryota; Metazoa; Chordata; Actinopteri; Perciformes; Anarhichadidae. The record is from RefSeq and is a predicted model, not a curated record. Gene Ontology annotation, biological process: action potential; potassium ion transmembrane transport; protein homooligomerization. Bases 488 to 2113 code for a protein of 541 amino acids. Gene Ontology annotation, cellular component: membrane; voltage-gated potassium channel complex.
ACAGCGGCAGGUUUCAGCAGGGCACCGCAGAUUAGAUAAUCACAUUUAUUCUCUCCUUGGGGAGCAGCGGGGACCAAUGGAAGCGGAGCGACGAGUUGAGGACGAAAGAAAAAAGAAUAAUUGUAUUGUAAUUUAAUCCAACUCCAGAGCUGCCGGACAGACGACGUGUGCAGACCGGAGAUGCUGAACGGACACACGGCGAGCCUGCAAACUUCAGAGUGGAUUUAUGAACUGUGACAAUACUCCUGCUGGUUUCUGAGCUUCAGUUUAUUAAUAACAAUAAUAUUAACUACUAUGGCUUAAUUAGUGUGGAGCGUCUUAAUUAUAGCAACAGAUGAGAAAAUGCACGGGACAAAUAACAGAGACAUUAAAGAGCUGAGGCAGCACACCUGCGCCCUUUAAGCUUCUCUAAGGAUCCUCCUUCUAACUUCCUGUCAACUGGAUAUAUAAGAACCUAUUCCAUCCCGUCACAUACACUGAAGCCAGCAUGCCCAUCAUCAGCAAUGCCAACCACGACUUCAGCACCUACUCAAUCAGCAGUGACGACAGCAGCCUCGACCAAUUCUUCACCGAGAUCCCGGAGACUGAGACCAUCAAGGGCGUUUACUUCCAGCGUGCCCAGCUCCUUCGAGACCCCAAGGCUUCAUACGUUGUCGACCACACCCUGCAGGUUCUCAUCAAUGUCGGGGGCAACCGCUACACCUUCCCCUGGAGCACCUUGGAGCAGUUCCCCCAGAGUCGUCUGGGACGUCUACGUUUCUGCACCACCCCAGAGGAGAUCGCACGACUCUGCGACGACUACGACGAGACGUGCCAGGAGUACUUUUUUGACCGAAACCCGACGGCCUUCAGGGUCAUCCUCAACUUCUUGGCCGCGGGGAAACUGCGUCUGCUUCGGGAACUGUGUGCCGUGUCACUACACGAUGAGCUUAACUACUGGGGUGUGGACCCGAGCCAUAUGGAGCGCUGUUGCCGCCGUCGCAUGAACACCCGUGUGGAGGAGGUGGCCGAGCGAGAGCGUAAGGAACAUGAGUGGAGGCAGAAGAGGGUGAUGCUGAAGAAAAGCACCACAGAGACCAAAAAGGGCUAUCACAAACUGACCUGGAUGCUUCGAGAGGUGGUGGAAAACCCUCAGUCGGGGUUGGCUGCGAAGAUGUUCGCCUGCCUCUCGGUGGUCAUGGUACUGGUCACCGUCAUCAGCUUGUGCAUCAGCACCAUGCCAGACCUCAGAGAUGAAGAGACCAGGUGCGUCUCUGUGUGUCUGCAGGGCGAGUGCUCCCAGAAGUGUCAGAGCAUGUUUGUGGUGGAGUCCAUCUGUGUGGCGUGGUUCACUUUGGAGUUUCUGCUGCGAUUCGUCAACGCUCAGAGCAAGCUGGCCUUCGCUCGCGGCCCCCUCAACAUCAUCGACGCCAUCGCCAUCCUGCCGUACUACGUGUCCCUGGUCGUGGAUGUCAGAGAUGAGUCGCAGGAGGACGUCUUCAUCGUGGGCGCCGGCAGAGGCUAUCUGGACAAACUGAGUCUGAUCCUGCGCCUGCUGCGGGCCCUGCGGAUCCUGUACGUGAUGCGGCUCGCCCGCCACUCUCUGGGCCUGCAGACGUUGGGGAUGACCAUGCAGCGCAGCAUGAGGGAGUUCGGCCUGCUGCUGCUGUUCGUCUGCGUGGCCGUGACCCUCUUCUCGCCUCUGGUCCACCUGGCGGAGAGCGAGCUGGCGCCGUUUGCCGCCACGCACCCCCAACACAGCUUCAGCAGCAUCCCGGCCUCCUACUGGUGGGCCAUCAUCUCCAUGACCACGGUGGGAUACGGCGACAUGGUGCCACGCAGCAUCCCCGGACAGAUAGUGGCGCUGACCAGCAUCCUGAGUGGCAUCCUCAUCAUGGCGUUCCCCGCCACAUCCAUAUUCCACACCUUCUCCCGCUCUUACCAGGAGCUGAAGCAGGAGUACGAGCAGCUGUGGAAGGAGGAGAGAGGCGAGGAAAUAGCCGCCGAGUCGGAGGAGAGUUGGUCCAAAAUCAAUUUGUCACCAAACAAGUUCACGUCUGUGUCCAACGAAAAUAAUGACGGGCUGAUUUCAAGCAAGAGACAUCAAUCCACAGUUCCAUCGACAGCUUUCUAAUGGAUCGUGAAGAGAGCAGUGAGACACCUUCAUUCAGUUAUUAUGUGUUAGAAAUGGUGACAACAUACUCUAUCCUAUAUAAGCACAUUUAGACCGUUAAGGACUGUUAUAUUAUGGACAGUGUGUAACACUUAAAAGUUCUUGUCUGUUCAUGUCCAAACUAUAUAAUACUUAUCAGGUUAUAUUAAGCUUUUUUUUAAAUUCAUAUCAGCAAAUAAAUUACACACAAACCUUUACUGAAAGUAGUACAGAAAUCUGAAUUAUUUUAUUUGUGUAGGAAAAUAUAUAAUCUAUAAUCUUACUGAAACUAUGUGCACAUUUUCACAAAGAAGUAUACAUACACAUAUAUGUUAAAUACGAUUUAAUAUUUACCAGCGUUGAUAGAGACACUCGUGCUGUAUAAACACCAAACGUUGAUACAAGGCUUUUUUCAUUUGGCGUUAGCCGACAUUUUUCUAAGUUUGAUGCAUUUAUGUUUUUGUUCCAGUCAGAAAGAAGAAGCUUGUUAGCCUAGCUUGCUAACGUUAGCACUGAUUCCCAUUAGACGUUAAGGUCUCUAGCUAGCAUUAGCCAUCUCUCUCACAUCAUGGUCCAGUUGUGAUAAUAAUUGUAUACACACACACCCACAUAGCAUUAGCUGGCAGCCAUUAGCAAUUUUGUUCCAGUCAGAAAGAUAUAGCUUGUUAGCCUAGCUAACGUUAGCGCUGAUUUCCCACUACUUUAGUUUUCGUUCAUGUUACGUAAUUUUAAAAGGGAAAAAGGAGUGUUUUUUCGAACACGGGGCCAUGUCGGGUAGAGAUCGACUUGAACACAGUCAGUGUUUCUUUAACCCUUUAGCAAAUUGUUUUAUUUAUUAACGGUUAUCAAAUAACAAAAACUAAAGUUAAUUGUCAUAUUCAAUCUUUAUUUAAGUAAAGGAGUUUUGCCCACAUCCUUUAACACCAACCAAGUAAACUCCUGUUUCCAGGAUAGUUGAAAUGCGCAUUGUACAUUGCUUGUAAACAUUCUCUACCCACCGCCAUUUUCUGGACAGUGCCUGAUCGGUACUGCACACGUUUAACUCUCAACAGAGAUGAGAAGGAAGCGAGAUUGCUCACUCCUCAGAUACUUCCAUCAUCAGCUCCGGAGAAAAAAAAAUGUGUUUACUAAGUCAAUGGCUAGAUUCAGCAGCCCAACGUGGCAUUUUACUUGCUUCUGACAAUCCUUAUUGUUGAGCCCUGCAAUCUCACUACAGAUGAAUUAAUACAAUUCAAAAUUCUUCUUAUUUGUAUUUACAAUUUUGGCCCAAAAAGUGCAAACACACAAAGAGGAGAUUUGCAUUCUAUUGACAUCUUAGAAAAAAUAAUCUUAACUUCAUUUCGACUUUAAAGGAAAAAACAAUUAAUUAGAACUUUUAUUUUCUAAUUUUGAUGUUGUUUGCAGAUUAAAUGAGUAAUUUAGAAAACCAUGAGGGUAGAUGAACACAAACGUAAGUAACAAUACAGAGAAACAAAUACAAGCACAAACAAAACAAGUCACUUUGUCCAUUACUUCACUGUUUAUUUUAUGUUUGUAUUUCAAUCACACGUCUAAUGAACGUGUUGCUUUCACGCCACCAACUCUCACAUCUUUGAUGUUGGGAGUGUCCUUAAAUGCACCAUCAUGCUGCAUUAUCAAGUGACAAUGAUUUCUGCGCAAGUGAUGGUGACAAAAUCUUCACUGUGAAAGAUUUCACCGAAUACGUGUCCCGUCUCUGUCGGUUAAUUUUCAAGUGGAUAUCAGUUUGCUGUCUGGAAGGUAGGAAAGUAAUUUAAACACCUUCGGUUUGCUGUGGAAAAUCACGAGCAGCCGUGUUUAAGACGUGUAUUUAAUGUGUAGAUUAAUGUCAUAAUCUUGUUGCUCUUCUUGUCUCGCUGUUUGUCCAACCAGGCACUUUUAAAAUUGACAAUAAAAUCUAUUGCUGUUAUUUUUAACUGCCUUAGCGUAUGAAUGGUUUGUUCACUCUGCUUGAAAGUCAUGAAAGUAGUUCUCGACAAAGGAACCUCAUACUGUAGCUCCUGACCUUGAAGCACUAGUUUAACUAUUUAAAGUUACAACAAGCAACGUUCAUUUUAUGUCGGUUUUGUCGGUCCCCGUGGACGAAAGCGGGAUCAC